CAUUAGGGAUUAAACGAUGAUCGAGUAUAAUCGAAAAUUGAUCGGUUAUAGAACUGAUCGGCGAUGAUCGAUUACAAAGUUUAAUAAUCGAUCAUCGGUAAUUUAUUUUCUUGCCGUUACUUUAGUGACUAACUGUAUUAUAACAACACUCAGUUUUGUUUGAAACAUUAAUUUUCAUUUAAUUGAAUAUGAAAGUAUACAGGUGACCAUUUAGUUAAUAGUUGACAAUCAGGCAUGCUAGUUUAAAGGUAUACUAUGCUCAAAUUUGACAUUAGAAAAUAUUUAAAAUUGCUAUACCGUCUACUUGUAGAUAUAAAAUAAACUUGUUUUGACUUCGCAUGCACAAAGAAAAUAUGUUAUGUAUAAAAUUAUUCUACACAUUAUAGGUGGUUGCAAUAUCAAUAUAUAGUGUCAUUUAAAAAACUGGCAGUUUGUUAAGAACAGAUCGACCAACUUAACUAAUGUUCCCAUACAUAGUUUAUUCAUUCCUUAAUAGAAAGUGAGAUAUAAUAAUUUCAUAGAUUUUAAUGAAUUUAUUUUAUUAAAAUAUUUUACUCAAGGAUGAGCAUAGUAUAUCUUAAAACUAAUUUAUUUCAGUUGAUAAAGUGGUGGUCACAUGGAAAUGGAAUUCUUAUAAAUAUUAAAGCAUGAUAUGUACAUUAUACUUUUUUACUUUGUUAUCAUAAAUGUUUCGAUUAUAUAAUCGAUGAUUGAUCGAAAAGGGUUGUUCGAUUAUUUUCGAUGAUCGAUUAUGAUUUUUGUCCGAUUAAGAAACCCUAGCAAACAUUUAGUGGUGUGAGCACCUAUAUAUUGAUGACGUCACAGGGUGAAUCGGAUUUCACGAAUCGAUGGGUAAGCGUCCAGCUGAGCAAGACAGUCAUGGUUGACAUGUUCUGUUGUUCUAAUCUUUGAGCGAUUGUUUUUAGAAGUAAUUUAAAGUUUUUGAACUUUUAGAUAAUGAAUUUAUUUAACAAAUGCAUUUAGAAUAGCGAGCGUGCUGUUCUACCGACAGCUCUCGUUAUUCAAAUAUUAAGAGGAUAUUUUUUGUUUGAGUGAAAUAUUGAAUAUGAUUUUCACGAAACUAAGGCGAAACAUGAUAAAUAAAAAUGCCACAUUUUCACAAGCCGAAAUUUUUUUAUUUAUUUAAUUUCAUCAUCAAAGAAAAAUGGUUACCAACCCCCUUGCUUGUUAAGCAACUGCAUUUGUACAGCUCGCAGUAAUAUAAUUAUUGUCUUGUUUUACAUGCAAUAUUUAGCGCUACAUUGUGACGUCACGUGAACAACUCUUUAACUGUCUGUACAGCAUUAAUGAUUGAUUAAAGAUAUUGGUGUUCUGAUUUAUUUUCUUAGACCAUUUUCUUUCAUUCUAGAUAGUUUUCAGAACAAAAUUCAACAAAAAGUUGUUUUGUAUUCAGGCCUUUUUUCUAUUUUGGGAAAACGCCAAAUGACAAAUUUGGGAGAUUUUAAAAAUGUGACAUUUAUUUGACUGUUAAAGCAUCACAUUUCAUGGGUAAAAUUAAAUAAAUUUUCUCUUUUUUUUUAGCAGGGAUGGAUUCCAGUAGGCCACCUUUAAAUAGUCUUGAUGAUCAACAAAGACCAGUAUUAAAAGGUAAAAAGAGGCAAUAUGAGCAUACAAGACUUGAAUCAAUAAAUGAGGUUUAUAUGAAGGCCUGUUGUGAAAAUGACUGUUGUAGUAACUACUCAGUAGAUGAGAUUUUAAAGGAGAGGGAAUUUUACUGGUCAUUGAGUGUAGAAAAGCAGAGAUCAUUCAUAUUUGCUCAGCUGAGAAACAGUGUUUCUUACCAGUUUGCUGUUUGUGGAAAGAACAUGUGUGAAGUUGGAUGGAGACAGUUAUAUGGAAUAAAAAGAAGAAGAUAUUAUGAAUUGAAAAGAAGAUUAGUAAUCAAGGAGGAGCCAUUGCCGUCAAUUACAAAACUGAAAACACCUUCAAGAGUUAAACUUCAAGCUAGAACAUGGUUACAGAAUUAUAUUCAGUUACAUGCUGAAAGAAUGCCAGACAGAGAAGAAUUACAUCUUCCUCAUUGUGUGUCUAAAGACGCCAUCUUUCAACAAUACCGCUCUGCCAUGAUAGAAGCAUCUGAAAAGCAUCUCAGUGUGUCCUCAUUCAAUGACAUGUGGUUGAAAGGUUUUCCAAAUGUAAAGAUUUCAAAGGGAAAGAAUGGACAACCAAAAUGUACACCUUGUACAAAUAUUGCAGCAGCUUUGAAUAUGUCACUGACUAAAGAAGAAAGGGAAAUGGUUGAGACAAAAAGAAAGUUACAUUUUAAUCUUCAAGGAAUAUGCAGGGCUAAAUACUACAAGCACAUCAAAAAGGCAAGGGAAAAUCCUCAGACAUAUGUAUCAGUUAUCAUUGAUAAUAUGGAUCAAGCAAAAACAAGAUUGCCCAACUUUGCAGUAUAUUCUAAGGUUGAUGCCCAACUUAACAAGAUGCAACAUCAUGUUACUGGAGUCAAGGUUCACAGCAUAGAAAAAACAUUUAUUUUGACAUGGACAGAUAUGUUUCAUCCAGAUUGCAAUGUCACAUUAAAUACUUUGGUAUACGUACUACAUGCAGUGAGUUUGGAAAAUGAUGGAAGGAUGCCACCUACCCUGUACCUACAGGCUGACAAUUCGGGAAAAGAUAACAAGAAUUCUUUUGUGAUGGUGUUUUUGGCCUGGUUAAUAAAAGUCAAAAUUUUCAAGAAGGUGAAAUUAGGAUUCCUGAUGGUGGGUCAUACCCAUGAAGAUAUCGAUCAAGUUUUUAGUAGGAUCAGCACCCACCAAUCUCAUGUUGAUGCCCCGACAUUGCCAGAUUUGCACAAGGCCAUCAGAGACAGCACCACUCCUGCUCCAGUAGUAUCCAGCUUAACUGGAAUAUAUGACUACAAAGAAAAGCUGGAGCAUUGUAGAGGUUUGAUUGAGGGGAUUUCAGCUCCUCAUCAAUUUGUUUUCAAGGAAGUGGACGGGAAAAUUGUAAUGAUCUACAAGAAUUGGCCAAUCCAAACGGAGGAAUGCAGAUCAUUAGACCUCACUGAGCACAUACCAGACAUGCAAAACCUUCAUAGUGCUGCCCUCAACACAAAAAUGGAUGUAGAAUCACAAAAAAUGCAAACAGAUCUUACUAAAUGGAACAAAGGCGGUAGGUUGUCAAGCGACCAUUUGUCCUGGUGGAGAGAGUACCUCAGUAGGCAAUCUUCAGUACAUAUUAAUGUACCAGCGGCCACAGCCUUGCCAACAUUUAGAGAAGUAGAAAAUUGUGCUGAGGACUCCUCCCAUCUCCAGCAGGCAAUAUUGAGAAAUGCUGAAAAGGAAACUCUCAGAACAACAUUGAAGGUAAAAAAGAAAAAAAGACGUUAAGGGGAGGCAACAUAACAAAGAUUAGAGUAAGGGGUUACUUCGCCAAAAUGAAGAUCACUGGUGAAUACAGAACAUUUUUGUGUUGCUUUUGUGUCAUCUGUCCAUCCAUCCAAAACAUGUCUUGACUACUCCUGCUGGUGCAACUUCAUCCAAACUUUACACAAGUGACAAGUCUUGUUGUGCAUUUUGUCAGCAUUACCCAGUUUACUGAUUUUUGUCAGAGUAAUGGCCCUUAAUUGAUGUCUAUUUUUAAAGUUUGUCCGGACUACUUAUCUGAACCAGUAAUGCAAUUUAAGUGACACUUUCCGGAUUUUAUUUAUACCCAAGUUUAUAAAUUGCACAUAGAUAAUUGGUUAAACAGUAGAAUGUUUUUUGAUGAGUUAUAGCUCGUGAAUAAAAUAGGUCUGUUUUGGCCUGUGUCCUGUUUGUGAUUAUUGUGUCUAUUGCUACUUGAUAGUUGCAACAUGUUAUAAAGUAUAUGUGACAUAUAAGAAAAAACUAGUCAUUCACCACUCUAUACAACUGAUCUAUUUACAUUAUCAGGCAGUGAUCACUGUUGCUGAUAUUAUUUAUACAUAUUUUGUUGAGGAUGUCCAGACCUGGGGUAAUCGUAAAUAGCAGUUAUUGAUUUUUUAAUUGAUUGCAUGAUUACACUGUUAUCAUCACGAAAUUGAUUACCUUGCACAAAAUUGGUUUAAUUAAUUGUUAUUAAUCAAUUACAUUGACAUUGAUUACUUUCAGAUUUGACAGGAAACUUUUUUUUUAAUUCAAAGGAUGCCUUUAUUUUACAUGAUACAGUUUAAAUGUUGACUAUAAGAUACAGUUUCACAGAAAGAACACUCAAUCAGGACCACCAUCAUGGUCUCAAUUGCAGGGUGGUUUUAAUUGUGAAUAUUCUUAUCAUUGCUUCAUUCCUUAUGACCAUGUUCUAUUUAAGUCAUUGUGUAUGAACAAACAGUAAGUUUCUUAACCUACAAUACAAUAUAAGAAAAUAUAAAAGUGUGCUAUUAUUUUUGAUUUGAUGAAAGGAAACCACAUUUCUGAAGAAAAUUUGAUAUUUAAUUUUUUGGGUCUGAUUUCAAUAUUAAUUAUUAUAUGAUGUACAUAAAUCAUUUAACAAAUGAAAAAUUAAUUCUUCACCAAAUAAAUGUGCUGAAAGCAACAUAAAACCACUCUAAAGUUUACUUCCUCACAUUAUUUCAUACAAUAACCUAAUAAUAACUGUUUUCCACACCUUGUGAAAUCAUGUGUCGUGCCAAAGAGCAUUCAAGCAUAUUAAAUAUUACAUAUUUUCUAUUAUUUAUUUUUGUUUUAUAAAUUUUCCCAUUAUAAAUGUACAUUUUUAUGAUAUCAUUACUCCUUGUUCAUAAUACAACUUAAACACCUUAAUGUUUCGUUUUCGGUUUAAGGUUAUCAUAAUUGUUAAAAGUGUUGAUUGCAUCACAAGCAGACAAUUAAGAAUUCUUCCCCCCCCCCCCCAAUUUUAAAUCAUAAACAAUGUAGAUUAUAGAUAGUCAAUAAUUGAUAGUUUGUGUAAAAAACAACUGACCUGGCUAUAACACAUCUUAAUCGCCUUAAAAAUUUCGUUUUGGUUAAGGUUAAUUACUUAAUGUGUUUUUGGCAGUCAUUUAUGUAUUAUUAAAGUUAUAUUUCCCUACUUAUUCAUGGUCUUUUAUCAACAUUGAAAUUAUUGUAACAUUAAACUUAAAUGACUUGGAUUUUACUUCCACUUUCACCUAAGUGAUUUUGUUACACUAAACAAGCUCAGUUCUGAUGCUAUUGAUAUAUAUAUAUAUAUUAAUUUAGAGUUGGCUAUGAACGUGAUAUCUAUGCAUAUAAGUAGCUCAAAUUUUCAUUAAUUCAUUUUUUUCUUAUCAAUUGAUGGUUGUUGCUAGAUAUCACAGAUUAAUUGCAUUAGAUAUCUUUCAGUAUGAAUAGAUAUAUGAAUGUUUGUACAUAUUAUAAAUAUGCCUUUUCUUUUAAUCAUUUAUAUUAAUUAUACAUAUAGAUCUUGUAUUUAUAUUGACUGUAUAUAUGAUCCUCUGUACAAAUUUUAAUAUGCAUUUAAUUAUUACAUUCAAUAUUAUGUAAAAGCUCUUUAGUAAUGGAUGAAAUAAGAUAAUGAUAGUAAUGAUGGUAAUAAUAAUACAUGUAAUUCAAGCAGACAAUUAAAACCAAUUUAAGAUAUCUUUACUAUCAGUGGUGUUAUUGGCUAGGUCAAAUAAAAAUAAACAAAGAAUUUACACUGAAUAUUGUAGUCUUAAAUGUGAAUAAGCAGGUGAUCCUUCCUCUGGAUCAUCUAACUAUUGACAUAAUGAACCUUUUAAAAAUGAUCUUAAUAGUGAGAUGGCCUUUAUUCCAGGUUGGUCUUAAGUAGGAAUUCUACUGUACAUUGAAUAUAAUCAAUUAUCAAUCAAUUACUCUCUUAAAGGAACUUUUUAUUUAAUUGAUGACGAGACACGUUUGAGUUAUCAAUCUUAAUUAAUUACAAUAAAAUCAGAAAGUAAUUGUUAUUUAAUCAAUUACUGAUCAAUUUAAUCAUCCCCAGGUCUGCGGAUGUCUAAUAUUUUGGAAGUAAAUACCUUAGGUGGUCUUUGGACUUAGGGUUGAGUACGAUAACUUACCUUAUUGACUGAUGUUUGUUGACAAAUGUGAUACAUCACCACAUUUUUGUUUUUGUUAUGUUUGUGUAAGUAUAAUUGUUAAAAAUUUGACAUUCAAAGUAUUGAUUUCUAUAAAUUUGAAAAUUAUCACUAUGUUGGAUUACAUGAACAUUAUAUAAUUUUAUUACGGAAUCAGUCUUAGUGAUGUUAAUUAGCUAUAUACAUGCAGGUCUAGCUUGGAGUUUAUAAGUGUAAGAAUUGACCAUGAAGGCGGAAGCCUUAAGUGGUAUAUUAUCAAUUAAUGAAAAUGAUAUAUUAUUUUGCCUUUGGUUUUUCCAACAUAAGAAUAUGUAUAAAGAGGAAAAAAAACAGCAGUAUAUACAUGUAAGAGUUUGUUAGCAGUUUAACAUUGGUUGUUUUCUUCUUUGGUAUAGUAACAAAUUUACAAGGUAUAUUAAAUUUUUCAUUUUCAAUACUGAUAUCUCUUAAUGUAUAAAAGUUUGUAUAUAUUUUUCAAUUCCAGUUUAGGUAAAGGAAGUUGUGAAACUUUUUGAUUUGCUAUCAAUAGUUUAAUCCUCUAGUCAGGUAGAAAUUCUUUGUCACAGUUUAUCGCAUACCUAGUGUGUAAAUAUAUUUGUUUCCUCUGAUCAGAAAAAGUGACAAUUGUUGUUCACUGGCAGAGAAAAUGUUAUUACUGAUUAGUAUCCAGGAAAGUGGUUAGGAGGAUCAACCAGUGAGAUAUAACCAAAAAAUUGAAAUUGUCAAAAGAGAAACUGAUCAUUGUCAGGGAACUGUAUUUAUUGCAUUUUUAUUCUAUAUUUAUAGCAGCAUGUCUCCAGAUUAAGCUAAUUUUAGUGAUUAUUUUUAGAAUAAGUUAGAUGAUAAAAUACCGUCAAGGAAACAAAGAAAGUAAUUUGUACAUUAGAUCUACAAAAAAUAGAUUUUUCUUCAAAUAUUUUAGCUCAUCUGGAGGUAUGCAGCUUUAAGUUCUAUGUUGACUAUUUAAAUGAAAUUUGUGUCUUGAAAUUUUUCUCAGGUGACCUGUUAAUAAUAUGUUUACAUUUACUUAGUAGUUUUUGUUGUUACCUGAAUAAAGACAUUCAUAAAACUG
Ruditapes philippinarum (Manila clam) is the source of this 7070-nucleotide messenger RNA. RefSeq lists its product as uncharacterized. The record is from RefSeq and is a predicted model, not a curated record. The transcript has 8 exons. The coding region runs from base 1548 to 3356 and encodes 602 amino acids. Lineage: Eukaryota; Metazoa; Mollusca; Bivalvia; Venerida; Veneridae.